Messenger RNA from Mucor velutinosus, 2607 nucleotides. RefSeq lists its product as uncharacterized. Lineage: Eukaryota; Fungi; Mucoromycota; Mucoromycetes; Mucorales; Mucoraceae. The record is from RefSeq and is a predicted model, not a curated record. The coding region runs from base 1 to 2607 and encodes 868 amino acids. Gene Ontology annotation, cellular component: plasma membrane; cytoplasm. The transcript is spliced from 4 exons. Gene Ontology annotation, biological process: intracellular signal transduction.
AUGGCACCGAUACAGCACUUCAAAACGGCGUUUUGGUCACAAAAGCAACCAGAGCUCACAUUACCAGACUUCAACGCUGGCUACUCUGUUCUCCAUCAAAAGCUUAACCAGAGUAAAGUUGAAAAUGAAGAAGUCAUUGCAUUCUUCAAGGAACGUAUAUCGAUUGAAGAGAUUUAUGCAUCCAGGCUGGUCGACCAAGGCAAAUCACCACUCAAAAGCUCGGGAUUCGCUCGUGAUGAGGGCGCUGGACUUUUGAAAUGUUUUGGACAAUUGAAGGAAACGAGUCGCCGCUUUGGUGAACAGCAUAAGGUUACAGCAACCACUGUGAGUAACCAUGUUUUGCUGCCCUUGCAAGAGUUUCAUGAGGAGUAUAAGCGCAAAAUUUCAAAUUCCAAGCAGGCAAUUGACAGCAUGUUGAAGCAAUUCGAUGGCUUAGUGAAGGAGGCUGAGAAGACCAGAUAUACAUAUCAUCGAAAGUGUAAAGAGGCUGAUAAGGCUGAGGAAUUAGCAGUGAGAAAUGCGACAGCAGCAGCAGCGACAGCUACACAGAAAGCAGCAGACGACAAAAGCUUGAUGGUGCCUGGCCCUGAAGAUGCAAGCGCAGAUACAGCUUCAGCCACUUCCGAUAACUCGACAUCCACACCUGCGACGACGAUGAAUGUACAAUUGGGUAACCAGGUCAUGCCUCAAUCUGAAUUGGAUAGUUUGGUGCGCCGCAUGCGACAGAGCAUUACAGUAAACGAUCACCGUGUGCCCAUACUAGGUACAUACAAGAAUACCUCAACUGGAGAAGAUAUUGCCAUCUGGUUGCAACAAAAUCUACCCCAAUGUAAAGAUUCCCCAGCAAUGGCAGAUGUAGUUGGACAGCAACUGAUUCAGCCCUACAACAUUUUGCGACUCAUUGGCCAACGUGGAAACAAGUUUGUCGCAUCAGCAAAUUCCUUUUAUCAAUGGCGUGUAGCUGGAGACGAUGACACUGCCAGCGUCACUUCGACAUCAGAUACCAGUUCAACGUAUACGGCUUUGGGUGGGCUCAUGGAUAAGAUAGCUGUUCCUGCUGCUGCCAGUUCAGCAGCCACAUCAGAGGAGCCUCACAAAAAAGCUCGACGUGAAGCUGAGAAAUGUGAUCAAGCUUACCGAACUGCAGUACUCAAGCUGGAUCAACUACGCAUGGCAAUUGAAGAAGCCAUGUUUGCACAUCUUACUGAAAUGGAGCAAGUCGAGCUCCAUCGCAUUGAGCAACUGAAAAAGGUGAUUUCUUCCUUCAUUGCUGCCAUGUCUGUAGGAAUUCCUCAGGACAAGAUUGUUAUUGAGGAAAUGAUGGUUUUUCAGGAGUCUCUCAAGCCAGAUCAGGACAUUCAAUUCAUCGUCCAGCAAUACGCGGUAUCAGGUUUUUCACCAAAAGCCAUCCUUUAUGAUAAUUACUACCACGGCAUUUCUCAUGACCAAGUGUUUGGUGUGCCAUUGGAGGAGCUAGGAAAGCACUCUCAGGACCAUGUCCCCAAAUUUGUAUCGCUUAUUUUGGAAGCAGUAGACAAGGGCGUAGAGAGGGUGGAGGAUGCCGAUGCAAAACAAAGACUGUGGUCGACUCCUUGCGCCUUGGACAAAGUUCAUUCUACAUGCAUGGAAUUGAAUAUACGAAGCGAUGAUCUGACAUUGGAGACUAUGGAGAAAUACGAACCAGAUCUGCUCGUUGCUGUGCUUCGCUACUUUCUACUAGAGCUGCCAGAGUGUCUGUUGACCUUUGAGUUUUAUGAUCCUGUUCAGGCACUUUUAGGAGGGACAGAUGAUGAACAAGAUGAAAGCCUACGUCUAGCGUCAUUUAGUAAUCUGAUAGCCACUCUUCCUGCUGCUCAUUUUGUUACAUUGAAAUCGAUUUUUGCAAGUAUUACAAGUUUUAUCAAGAAAACAUCAGCAUCUACAGAUAACAUACACAAUAUCAGCCAAUCACUAGGUCCUGUCAUCUUGAGAUCCCGAGUCGAGUCUUUUACUAUUCUUAACAGCAAGACACCUGUGAAAUUUGCCCAGGAGCUGAUCAGCCACUAUGACAACAUCUUCUCUGAAUCAACGUUAAAAUUGCACGCUGAAAGUGAAAAGCGACGACUUGCCAAGCCUAUCAUUGCUGUUCAGCAACAAGAAGAGAAGACAAACAAACGAGGCAGCUUAAUGUCGUUUAUGCGACCUACCAUUAACACGGCAGAAGAAUUGAACAAAUGGACAGUGAAUUCUAUGAUGGGCGUCUUUCAGAGAAACAACACUACAGCUGCCUCUCCAACUAAUAUGGAACAACAGAGCCCUCUUGCAAGAUCUGUGCCCUUGUCAUUUGGCUCUACCAUUACUCGCCAAGAAUCACCUCCCUCUUCGCCAGCCAUGUCACCAUCCGCCUCUGUCCCUGAUGCCAAAAAGAAAGAGGAGCCUGCCACUGUCAUGUUUGAUGGAGGAGACGAUAUUUUUGAUGAAAAGGAAGACACUAGUACAGACAACAUCUUGCAAGACAUUGACUCCAAGCCCGAGGAGAAGGCUAACAAUACCCAACAACAACCAACGAGGCCAGUGCCUGAGCAAAUCGAUUCAUCCUUCUUUGAUGAUGAUGACGACGAGGACUAA